CUCUGUUCCGCCUCCCCCACAGCUUAUGCCCAGCGCCUGCGGGAGGUGGCCUGGUGGGACCCCGUCCUUCCUGCCGCCUACCUGGGACCCUGCACCCGCUGGGGACCCUUCCUCUGGCAGGAGAGACCCAUCCUGGGGAAGGAGUAUG
Molecule: messenger RNA, 148 nt
Organism: Leptosomus discolor (cuckoo roller)
Lineage: Eukaryota; Metazoa; Chordata; Aves; Leptosomiformes; Leptosomidae
Source: RefSeq, a predicted model, not a curated record